AUGGACCCCCAUGAAGCCAUUCAGGCGUCUGUCGAUGGACCCGCUGUAGACGAAGGCUCCACAUUGCCCUCAACUGCCGCAAAACAUGCAGCGACAGCAGCGGCACACCCAGCGGUAGCGGGAGAAGCACCACCAGCAGCAGCAGCAACAGAACCCCCAGCAGCAGCAGCAGCAGCAACGGCAGCAGCAUACGCGAGCAGCGUUCUUCCAAGCACGGAUAGCAUCAAGAAGCCUCAGCCGAGCUGCAAGGAGGUUUGCUUUCGAAGCUCCAGCAGCCCUGAGCAGCAGCAGCAGCAGCAGCAGCAGCAGCAGCAGGCGAUGGAGCAGCAGCUGGUUGCAUCUCCCCCACCAGAGGCAGCGGUAGCAGCACCAGAGGACCCUCCCCCAGCCACCACCACCACCAUCACCACCAUCACCACCAUCAUCAUCACCACCACAGCAGCAGCAGCAGCAGUAGCAGCAGCAGCAGCAGCAGUAGUAGUAGUGGUUGCCGGCGACAUCGUCGUCGCUGCGGCUGUCAUUCAGUCCAGAGACCUCUACCCUUUUUUGGUCGUUAACAUCGGCUCAGGCGUAUCCAUCCUCAAGGCCAAGAGUGCAAGCAGCUUCGUCAGGGUCACCGGGACCUGCAUCGGUGGCGGCACAGUGCUGGGGUUGGCGCGGCUUCUAUUCCACGCCAAAAGUUUCAGACAAGUUGUUCGGCUCUCAGAGCGAGGCACGGACGCGCUGGAUUUGAAAGUUGCAGAUCUUUGCGGGGAUGCGGCGGGUAGCCGGUGCAUUGCCCCCGACGCUUUGGCCUCGAGGUACAGCUGA
This is a messenger RNA of Eimeria mitis, 810 nucleotides long. RefSeq lists its product as uncharacterized. The record is from RefSeq and is a predicted model, not a curated record. Gene Ontology annotation, molecular function: pantothenate kinase activity; ATP binding. The transcript has 5 exons. NCBI's taxonomy places the organism in Eukaryota, Apicomplexa, Conoidasida, Eucoccidiorida, Eimeriidae. Gene Ontology annotation, cellular component: nucleus; cytosol. Gene Ontology annotation, biological process: coenzyme A biosynthetic process. Bases 1 to 810 code for a protein of 269 amino acids.